CCCCUCCCUCCUCCCUUCCCGGCCCCGCCGCCCCCUCGCCCCGGUGCGGCAGGGCCGACCAGGAGACCCAGACACGCAGGCAGCAACCGAGCCGCCGCCGCUCUGCGCCCGGCCGCCCCGCAGCAUCCCCCCGAUGGCCGGCCGCCUGACCUGCUGCCUCCUGCUGUGGGCCCUGGGCCAUGGGGGCUGCCGCUCGCCUGCGGGGGAGGGCGCCGGCAGCCAGCCCGCCUGCCCCGUCCAGCCGCCGGCCGCCCGCGACUCGUCCUCCCCCGGCCGCGACCCCCGAGGGGGCUCUUCGCCGCCCCCUGCGCUGGGCAGCAUCGCUCAGGACAUGGUAGCUGUCCACAUGCUAAAGCUCUACGAGAAGUACAACCGGGAAGGGAGCCGGCCCGGCGACGGCAACACGGUCCGCAGCUUCAAAGCCAGGCCGGAAUUCUUGGCCCAGAAGCCCUGGUACUGCUUCAAUCUGACAUCCAUGCAGGAUUCAGAGAUGAUCCUUGCUGCCACUUUUCACUUCUAUGCUGACAAACGACCUCGGCACCGGGAAGUGUUUUGUAAGCGGUCCAAGAACUCAUCCUGCCGCCUCCUUCACCUGCCUCCAAUCCUGCGGCUUAACCUCAUUUUCCAAAGCAUUCACCAGAAUUCUGCCUAUGGACUAGUGAAAGGGAACAUCACCGUGUUUCUUCAAAGGCGAGGGGCUUGGCAUGCAAAGGACAUUUCACACAUCAUAAAAGAAUCAAAACAGACUGGAGAACUCAUUCUCUGUGCUGAGCUUGAUUCUGGGGAGAAACACCAGGGCUUCCCUGAACAGGUUGCCAGUCAUUUACCUUAUAUACUAGUUUAUGCCAAUGAUCUUGCAAUCUCUGAACCUAACAGUGUGGCAGUCACCCUACAGCGUUAUGAUCCAUUCCCUUCCAAUGAUGGUGACGCAAAUCUAUCCCCUAAUGCUUCUACUGAUACCCGAGUGAGGAGGGAUACAUACCUCUCUAGCUCUAUUCAGAACAAUGAGUUGCCAGAAGUCGUUUAUAACAACAAUAAAUACAACAAACAUGACAUAUGGGAGAAUGCCUACAAGUCCUUGAAACCAAAAGCCUCACGCAAAGACCGAAGGAGGAAAGGGCAAGACAAUACAGAAACACUUACAAAGUCUCAGGUGCUAAAUUUCGAUGAGAAAACAAUGAAGAAAGCAAGGCGAAAACAAUGGAAUGAGCCAAGGAUUUGUUCAAGAAGAUACAUGAAAGUUGACUUUGCUGAUAUUGGCUGGAAUGAAUGGAUCAUAUCUCCCAAAUCAUUUGAUGCCUACUACUGUGCAGGAGCAUGUGAAUUUCCAAUGCCCAAGAUCGUCCGGCCAUCAAACCAUGCUACAAUCCAGAGCAUUGUAAAAGCAGUAGGAAUUAUUCCUGGCAUCCCAGAACCCUGCUGUGUUCCGGACAAAAUGAGCUCACUCAGUGUCCUGUUCUUAGAUGAGAACAAAAACGUUGUUUUAAAGGUAUAUCCCAGUAUGUCGGUUGAAACUUGCGCCUGCCGAUAAGUUGUUACAAACACAUCUUUAACGAGACCCACGCAUCCUGCCCGACUACGCUGGGAAAGUUGUAAAUGGGAAAUGAAUCCACUUGUGUUGAUGAAUGAAUGCAAGCCUACAAUUCCUCUACAGAAAGCAUGCGGAGAGACUAAAACGAUACACAUGCUCACCUGGAAGGAUAUGUCUUACUGUCAUCAUUUGUCUUUCAUAUUCAUCUUCCAGGAAUUCAAUACUUUUACAAAUAUCUUCCUAACCCACCUAGCCAAGACACCUGGUGUUUAGUGAGAAAUUUAAGUGUAAAGUUUUCCAUAAUCAAAGGACUAAAAUAUGUUUUUAUAUGGUAUUUUUCUGACUAUUUUAUUUCUCAGUUAACCAAGAAGAUGGGAAGUGAACUUGCAAAGGCAGCCUUAUUUUAGAAUAUCACUUUUGUACACAAAUCAAAACAUUUUGCCUAAAACACUCAUACUCUUAAUCUGCAUAUUUAUACUGGAAAAUGCUGUAAUAAAGGGCUUAAAAUGUAUAUUUUUUCCAGGAUGCAAGUAUAGUGCACUGCAUAAGCUUUCAUAUAAACAGUAUAUUAAUAUAGCCAUUCUUGGUUACCCUUCCCUAAUAUAUAAUUCGUUCUACAAAAGGCAUACAUAAUAUCCCACGCUUUUGGUUUGCUGGAUAAUUUCAGGUUGUUAAACAUAUUCUCUGAGUAACACAUACUAUAUAAUAAUAUGUUGAAAUACUAAAAAUAAAAUAACCAAGAUUUAUAUUUUUGUAAAUUAUACUUUAUA
Harpia harpyja (harpy eagle) is the source of this 2301-nucleotide messenger RNA. RefSeq names its product growth differentiation factor 10 (gene GDF10). Gene Ontology annotation, biological process: osteoblast differentiation; BMP signaling pathway; SMAD protein signal transduction. The transcript has 3 exons. The record is from RefSeq and is a predicted model, not a curated record. NCBI's taxonomy places the organism in Eukaryota, Metazoa, Chordata, Aves, Accipitriformes, Accipitridae. The coding region runs from base 134 to 1531 and encodes 465 amino acids. Gene Ontology annotation, molecular function: growth factor activity; cytokine activity. Gene Ontology annotation, cellular component: extracellular region.